AGCUCCUUCCUUCCCUCCCUUUCUUUUUAUCAGUGGGGUUGGGGGAUAUGAUGCCUCUAGCCUUAGGCUCUCCUUCAGCUCUCCCUUCUGACCUAAAACCCCAAACCCCAAACCUCCCCCUCCUGCAAAUUCCCUUCCUCACUGCUUCUGCACUUACCCUUGCUGGCUCCUUCUAGUCCAGGGUCCCAUCUCUGCAGCCCAGCUGCUGGGUCCUGAGCUUCUUGGACCCAGACCCUGACUUCCCUCCCAGUCCCAGAAGUGAAAGUCCCUGGAAUUAGGCCUGAGGCCCCAGGCUCCCCACAGCUGCUCUCAGCAGCCCAUUUCCCCCACCCCCACCCCAGGUUUCAGCCUCUCUGGUCCCCUACCCCCGGGGGUCUCUGAAUUCUGCCCAGGGGCUUUUGCUUGGUCUGCAGAACUGGGGCCUUUAAGCAUCUCAGUCUAGGGAUCUUUCUUUCCCUAGAGGACCCCUGUCCUGCCCCCAGAUUUGUUUUUCAUGGGUCUACACUCUCCCUGGGGCACAAUUUUGUCUGGUUUCUGUGGCCAGAAUCUGGAGAGUUUAGGUUUUUCUGACCUACACUGCCAUCUUCCCACAAUCCUCUCCCACUACUACAUAUCUUUAAAAGGACACCACUCUACUUCAAUUAUCACACUUAAGAGCACUUUUAUCAAUUUUCUCCUACUCUUCAGUAAUUGUCCUGGCUUUCAAAUCAAGCAACACAUUUUCAUUCUCAGUCUUUCUCUACUUCAGCAGAAGUCAAACUUGCCCAUCUGAAGCUGGCACGGGGGGCUCUGAGAACUAACUGCAUCCGGACCUUGCAGCCUUGUAGGACACCUGCACAGGUCUGACUUUUGAAGGAUUUCCUCUUCUAGAAGAAAGAAAUAUGGAGGAGAAAGGCAUGGUCCCCAUGAUGGGAACAUCCAUGUGCCAGGAAUCAGUGACGUUCAAGGAUGUGGCUGUGGACUUUACCCAGGAUGAGUGGGGACAACUGAACUCUGCCCAGAGGGAAUUGUACCGGGAUGUGAUGCUGGAGAACUACAGGAACCUGGUCUCCCUGGGGCUUCCAGUUUCCAAACCAGAAGUGAUUUCCCAUUUGGAGAGAGGAGUCAUACCAUGGAAAUUGGGGAAAAAACUCCCAAGAGAUACCUGUCCAGAGUUCUUUAGUUGGGAGAUUGAUUGUGAAAGCACAGAGUCACUUUCACCCCAGAGCAUUUCUGUGGAAGAGCCCUUCGAGGAAGCACUCAGGAAGAAUGGUACCUGGAUUUCCAAGCUAGGAGAAGACUGGGAAUGUAAUCUCAAAUUAAAUCAACAAAAAUCUUACCAGAAAAGACAGUCCCAUCAAGUGACAGUCAACCCCAGAAAAGGCUCUACCGAAAUUAAGGUCGAUGAAUAUAAUACAUUUGAAACAAACUUCAGCCUGGGACCAAUCCUUUUUGUCCAGCAGAGAGACUAUACAGAAGGAACUCUACAUAAAUAUGAUAAAUCUAUAGAAAACUUUAAGCAAUAUUCAGACCAAAUUAAGCAUCAUGGAAUUAUUUUUGAGAAGAUUUGCAAAUACAAUCAACAUAGGAAGUCAUUCUGUUAUCAUUCAGGUCUCAAUAAAUAUGAUGGAAAAUAUGUUGAGGAAAAAACAUCUAAUGGCAGUAAAUUUCAGAAAGUCUUUAGAAACACCUCAUCCUUUUCAAAUAAUAAGAAAGUUCGUACUGCUGAGAAACCCUUUCUUUGCAGCGAGUGUGGGAGAGCCUUCAGCCAGAGAGGAAACCUCACUGAGCAUCAGAGAACUCAUACCGGAGAAAAGCCCUUCGAGUGUCACGAAUGUGGGAAGUCUUUUAGUCGUAGCGCACAUCUUACUGAGCAUAAGAGAAUCCACACUGGGGAGAAACCCUUUGUGUGCAGCGAGUGUGGGAAAGCCUUCAGCCGGAGCGGACACCUUACUGAGCACAGGAGAGUGCACACGGGAGAGAAACCCUUUGAGUGUCACGAGUGUGGGAAGGCCUUUUGCUGGAGCGGACAGCUUACUGAACAUAAGAGAAUCCACACUGGGGAGAAACCCUUUGAAUGUAACGAAUGUGGGAAAUCUCUUAGCAACAACUUUUGCCUUACUCUGCAUCAGAGAAUCCAUACUGGAGAGAAGCCCUUUGAAUGUAAUGAAUGUGGGAAAUCCUAUAGCCGCAGUGGACACCUUAUUGAUCAUAAAAGAAUUCAUACAGGAGAGAAACCCUACAAGUGUAAUGAAUGUGGGAAAUCCUUCAGCCAGAGAGGACACCUUACCAAACAUCAGAGAAUUCACACUGGAGAGAAACCCUUUAAAUGUAAUGAAUGUGGGAAAUCCUUCAGCCAGAGGGGAAAUCUUACAGAACACAAGAAAAUCCAUGCUACUGUGAAGCCCUUUGAAUGUAAUGAAUGUGGGAAAGUUUUCAGUAGGAAAUCUUACCUUCGUCUACAUCAGAAAAUCCAUCGCUUACAGAAAACCAUCGACUGUACUUGAUGGGGGAGAAGACUUCCACUGUAGUUAUUGCCUUAUUUGAUAUGAGUAAAUGGUUAAGUGAGUUAAUGAGUGAAAAAGCAUUUAAGCACUUUCUAUGGAUAAAACAAUGUGUUUGGGAAGGGGACAAGUUACAGAUAGAAAAUCAAGAUGAUUCCUGUGCUCGAGCUUAUAUUCUAAUGGGGGAAACAGACUUAUUUAGGAUAUUUCAGGUGCAAGUUAAAUGUAAAACUCCAGUGGUUCUUAGAGUAGAACAGCAAAGCAUAUGGUAAUGCCAUUUCUUUAAUAUUAUUUUCACUGAUAAAACUAUAUCCAUUUCUGAUAUUGAACCACUUGACAUCAUUUACCGUGUCUGAGAGUCGAAAAAGCUUAGAGCUGACCCAAUCUGUACUUUACCAUCAAUUCCUUCUACUUGUUAGCAAUAGUAAUUUUAUUGUGUUGCUAUUUAUGUUAAGUCAAAUUUUAUGGAGUAUUUUUGUACUUAGGUACACUGGAAAAAUUAACAUGUUCAUGUAACAGGUCCAUUGGAAUAAGUGUUUUAAUCCAAGAGCCAGCAUAAACCAACAAGAAGCACACAUGGUGAAAAUAGCUACAAAACAAGAAUCCUGAUUCUCUCCACUUUUAUUUGAUGUCAAAUUGGGAGUUCUAACAAGUUUAAUUAGACAGAUAAUAAAUAAGUUAAAGGGAUUAACCUGAAAAUGAAGAGGUUGAAAUAGCAUUCUUUGCAAAAAGCAUGGGAGCAUAUGAAAGAAAUCCAUUUGUUUCAAAUAAAAAAUCAGUGGAGAUAGUAUAUAGAAUCAGCAAGGUUAUAGAUGAGCAGAUUAAUGCACAGCAUCCUUAACUCUUAUUUUCUAGCAGUUGAAAUCAAGGUGAGGAUAGGGAACAAUGCACACAUACACCCCCCCACACCAUUUAUGAUAAUAAAAUCCAUUAAAUAUUUGGCAGUUAACUAUCUAGAAAUAUUAAGACAAAUAUAAAACUAUAUGACUUUUAAAAAAAAAUCAUUGAAGAGAGUUUACAAUAAGUUCCAGAAAAUAACUUUACCUAGAAGGAAGAAAAUCAAAUAAGGUCUUAAUUGUGAAAGAAUUUUUCCAUUCCUCAAAUAGGAAAAAAAAAAAAAAAGAGUAGGAAAAUAUACAAAAAUGGCAGGCAAAAAAUUUACAUCUAAAACAAAUCAGUUAACAAUGGAGAGAUGGUCAAAGAAUAUUAAAAAGGCAUCAUUUGAAAGGGGAAAAGCUAAGAAUCCUAAGGAAUUCAAAACAAUGAUUGAUACUACUUUACUACUACCAAGUUUGCCUCGUUCCCCUAUCCCCCCCAAAAGUAAAAACAGUGUAACUGGACGCUGACCAGGUUGUGAAAAACCAGGUCUAUUUGUGAAUCUUUUUUUUUAAUGGAGGACAAUCUGCAUGUCAUAAAAGUUAUAAAUAUAAUCAUGUCCAUCGACUCAGUAAUUUCAUUAUUUGCAAUAUUCCUUGACUGUGUUGUCAGAAAUUUCAAAAUUUGGGAAAUGUUCGUUAUCACUUCCCCGUUAUAACUGGAAUGUAAAAUGUUCAUUUAAACAAUAAAUUAUUGUUGU
Sarcophilus harrisii (Tasmanian devil) is the source of this 4059-nucleotide messenger RNA. RefSeq names its product zinc finger protein OZF-like. The transcript has 5 exons. Bases 882 to 2486 code for a protein of 534 amino acids. Gene Ontology annotation, molecular function: DNA-binding transcription factor activity, RNA polymerase II-specific; RNA polymerase II cis-regulatory region sequence-specific DNA binding. The record is from RefSeq and is a predicted model, not a curated record. NCBI's taxonomy places the organism in Eukaryota, Metazoa, Chordata, Mammalia, Dasyuromorphia, Dasyuridae. Gene Ontology annotation, biological process: regulation of transcription by RNA polymerase II.